Triticum dicoccoides is the source of this 838-nucleotide messenger RNA. Its product is annotated as F-box protein SNE-like. Gene Ontology annotation, biological process: gibberellic acid mediated signaling pathway; regulation of gibberellic acid mediated signaling pathway. The transcript has a single exon. Gene Ontology annotation, cellular component: SCF ubiquitin ligase complex. Lineage: Eukaryota; Viridiplantae; Streptophyta; Magnoliopsida; Poales; Poaceae. The coding region runs from base 47 to 595 and encodes 182 amino acids. The record is from RefSeq and is a predicted model, not a curated record. Gene Ontology annotation, molecular function: protein binding.
CUACCACCUCUUCCCUCUCCUACACGAAGCCAGCACCUGCCGGCCCAUGUGUAUGGGAGGACCUCCCGCGGUGCCGCGGCAGGAGGUGGGCGCUGUGGUGGUGACGGAGCUGGAGGUGCGCGUGCAGCUGCUGGCCGGAGGCGGCGGCGCGUACAACAUCAACGACAACGCCGACAUCCUCUCGGAGAUCCUGGCGCGCCUCGACGGCCGCUCGCUCGCGUCCGCCGCCAGCGUCUGCCGCCUCUGGGCCGCCGUGUCGCGCCGGGACGCCGUCUGGGAGGCGCUCUGCCUCCGCCACGUGGGCCCGGCGUCCGGCCCCGCGGCGGGCCACGCCACCCGCGCCGUCGUGGCCGCGCUCGGCGGGUACCGCCGGCUCUACCGCCUCUGCCUCGGCCCGGCACUGGACCGGCUGGGGCGCGCGGGAGCCCUCGCCCACGCGCAGGCCCGGGCGCGCCUGUCGCUCUCCCUCUCGCUGUCGCUCUUCUCCAUCGACUGCUACGAGCGGCUAGGAGGCGGGGGCGCCGGCGCCGGCGCCUCCAGGCAGCAGCCGCCGUCGUCGCUGCUCUUCCUGUGCAAGCCCGUGGACGUGUCCUGAUCAAUGGGCGUGCGCACGGCACGAUCCCACCCCGGCAGUACGAUCCAUCCUCAAUGCCGUCGCGCUCUGGGCCGACGCGCGACGCGGUUGACAUAGUAGUGGUCUUUGUCCAAUUUGCUCAUUUUUAUUUACUAUAUUAGCGCGAACCAAUAAGGGUUAAUUAAUAAUUGAUUAAGCAUUUGUAGCUGUACCGCAGGGGCAUUGAAUAUGGAAAUAAAUGAAUCAUUCUUUCUUCCUUUCUCA